Triticum dicoccoides is the source of this 1588-nucleotide messenger RNA. Its product is annotated as GDSL esterase/lipase At5g45910-like. The coding region runs from base 160 to 1311 and encodes 383 amino acids. Lineage: Eukaryota; Viridiplantae; Streptophyta; Magnoliopsida; Poales; Poaceae. The record is from RefSeq and is a predicted model, not a curated record. The transcript is spliced from 5 exons. Gene Ontology annotation, molecular function: hydrolase activity, acting on ester bonds.
CAGCAGGCAGCACCGCGUCCCCCUCCCUCUCCUACAAACAGCGACGACCGAGCGAGCGGUUCGACCCACCACCUCGUCUUCCGUCUCCCGCUUCUCUUCCUCCUCUCGCCCGCCCCGCGUGGAACCGAGCGACCCACAGACACCCAAGGAGCGGCCGGCAUGGGGAGAAGGGAGGCGCUCGCGGUUCUCCUCGCGGUCGUAGUCCUCGCGGCGUCGGCGGCCGGGGAGGCGGGCGCGGCCAAGGCCAAGGGGAAGGCCAAGGGGAAGUACCGGGCGCUGUUCAACUUCGGGGACUCGCUGGCCGACGCCGGCAACCUCAUCGCCAACGGCGUGCCGGACAUCCUCGCCACCGCCAGGCUGCCCUACGGCCAGACCUACUUCGGCAAGCCCACCGGCCGCUGCUCCGACGGCCGCCUCGUCAUCGACCACCUGGCGCAGGAAUUCGGGCUGCCCCUGCUGCCGCCGUCCAAGGCCAAUCGCUCCGACUUGAGUCACGGCGCCAACUUCGCCAUCACCGGCGCCACCGCGCUCGACACGCCCUACUUCGAGGCCAGGGGCCUCGGCGCCGUCGUCUGGAACUCCGGCGCCCUCAUGACCCAAAUCCAGUGGUUCCGUGACCUCAAGCCUUUCUUCUGCAACGGCACCAAGGAGGAAUGCAAGGAGUUCUAUGCCAACUCGCUGUUCGUCGUCGGCGAGUUCGGUGGGAACGACUACAACGCGCCCCUGUUCGCCGGGAAGGGCCUCUCAGAGGCGUACAAGUUCAUGCCGGAUGUCAUCCAGGGCAUCUCCGAUGGCGUCGAGGAAUUGAUCGCCGAGGGGGCAGUGGAUCUCAUCGUGCCAGGGGUGAUGCCCACUGGGUGCUUCCCCGUGUACCUGAACAUGCUCGACAUGCCAGCCCACGAGUAUGGCGCCCGGAGCGGGUGCAUCCGUCAGUACAACACCUUCUCAUGGGUGCACAAUGCACACCUCAAGAGAGCACUCGAGAAGCUCCGGCCCAAGCACCCCAAUGUGCGGAUCAUAUAUGGCGACUACUACACGCCAGUUGUCCAGUUCAUGCUCCAGCCUGAGAAGUUUGGAUUCUACAAGCAGUUACCUAGGGCAUGCUGUGGGGCUCCUGGGUCCGUUGCCAAAGCCGCUUACAACUUCAACGUGACAGCCAAAUGCGGGGAGCCUGGUGCCACCGCUUGUGCUGACCCAACCACCCACUGGAGCUGGGACGGUAUUCACUUGACGGAGGCUGCUUAUGGGCAUAUCGCCAGGGGCUGGCUAUAUGGCCCUUUUGCAGACCAACCGAUUGUUCAGUCCUCGUGAGCAUUCCACCUCUGCUGUUGCACGUGUAGAGCGUCUGAGAAUAGCACACUAAACUGGACAAGGGAAAGUAGUUCUUCCAUAUAGUCCCAAUGGUUCAUACGUGUAUAUUUUCAUUUGAUUGAAUUCAUUGCAAGUGGGGUACAAAGGUGAAAUAGGGGAUACCAAAACCAUGAUUUGUUUUAUCUGCGAGGUGGUAUAAAUGUAAAAUGUAAUGAACAUCACGAUUACCAAUCAAUAUUGCCUCUGCGAAAUAUGAUACUGAUAGAAUUUUGGAGUA